UUGAAUGAAUAUACUAAUACCAUGAAAAAUAAAUGCACUUAUAUAUUUCUAGCGUUUUUUCAGAUAAUAAUGUUGAAAAAUGGAUUUUGUCAACUUUGUAAUUUAAGAUUUAAACUAAGGGCGGAACAUCUCCGCCACAGAUGGUUCCAAACAAAUGCAGAUGUAGUUAAAGAAAGUCGGACUAAGUUUAAUGUCAAUAUCCAGUCAACGGCGGAGACGCGAUAUCAUCUCACAACUGUGGCGGCAGAUACGAGGCUUAAUUAUAAAAAGACAGCGGAUUCAUCUUAUAUAGUCAAGAAUACGAUAAAGGGCGAAUACACUCCGGCGAAACCUCUCCGCCCUGUGAAGGGAAAAUCCUCCGAGAAUCCUGUAAAAAGAUUUGUCGACUGGACUGAGGUCCGGGUAUCUGGAGGAAAGGGUGGAGAUGGAAGAAUAUCUUUUCUUUCGGUUUAUUUAGUUGAAUUUGCAGGUCCAGAUGGUGCAGAUGGAGGUCAUGGGGCUCACGUCAUAUUUACAGCAGACUCCAGGAAGAAGGAUUUAUCCCAUCUGAAGUUUGAGAUCAAGGGAGAGAACGGCAGAGCUGGUAGAAACAAGGAUAUGCAUGGUGCAGAUGCUAAACACAGAAUAGUUCCUGUUCCAGUAGGAACUAUUGUACGGAACCUUGAGGGGGAAAUGGUUUGCGAUCUUUCCAAGGAGGGUUGUAUGUUUAUAGCGGCCAAGGGAGGUGCGGGAGGGAAAGGAAAUGCAAGCUUUAGAACAUCGGUUAACCAGGCGCCUAAAAUAUCAGAGGUUGGGGCAGAUGGAGAAGUUUAUGUUUAUACUCUAGAACUUAGAAUAAUGGCUGACAUUGGGUUAAUUGGAUUUCCUAAUGCUGGAAAAUCUACUCUUUUACAGGCAAUCUCUCGAGCGAGACCAAAGGUUGCAGCAUACCCAUUUACAACUUUGAAUCCUCAUAUAGGCAUGGUAAUGUAUGAUGACCUAGAUCAGCUAGCAGUGGCCGACCUGCCUGGUCUUGUACCUGGAGCAAGUAAAAACAAAGGUUUAGGACACGCAUUUCUACGCCAUGUUGAAAGAUGUCGUCUUCUUCUUUAUGUAAUCGAUCUCAGUGCCACAAAUCCGUUAGAUCAGUUGCGAGACCUUCAAUAUGAACUCGAGGAAUAUUCUCCAGGUUUAUCCCUCCGACCCUCGGCUGUAGUUGCAAACAAGAUUGAUCUCCUCCAGUCCAAGGAUACUCUAGAUCUACUCAAGACCUGUGAUAUGGAGGUGAUUCCGAUAUCUGGGAAAACAGGGUUGGGUCUUACUCAGCUCCUGACUAGAGUCAGGGAGGUUCAUGAUACUACCCUGUUAAUACAGGAGGAAGCGGAGGAAGAUUUUUGAUAAAAAUUUCUGACUUUUAUUUGCAUUAAUUUUACCAAAGUGUAGUUUAUUCUAUUUUUGUGAUAGUCAAAAAGCGAUUGUAAAUGAUUUGAACUGUAACGCCUACAAAAAGAUUGCACAUAAAGAAAUUGAAUUUUUCUAAUAACCCUAGGAAAAAGAGGAAACUAAAAAAUCAAUUAUUGUAUGAUUUAAUGGCGUGAGCGUCAAAUUUAUAAUUUUUUUGC
Eurytemora carolleeae is the source of this 1601-nucleotide messenger RNA. Its product is annotated as GTPase Obg. Lineage: Eukaryota; Metazoa; Arthropoda; Copepoda; Calanoida; Temoridae. The transcript is spliced from 12 exons. Bases 22 to 1377 code for a protein of 451 amino acids. Gene Ontology annotation, molecular function: GTPase activity; GTP binding; magnesium ion binding. The record is from RefSeq and is a predicted model, not a curated record. Gene Ontology annotation, cellular component: mitochondrion.